Chlorocebus sabaeus (green monkey) is the source of this 2394-nucleotide messenger RNA. The record is from RefSeq and is a predicted model, not a curated record. Lineage: Eukaryota; Metazoa; Chordata; Mammalia; Primates; Cercopithecidae.
ACAGGCACCUGCCACCAGGCCCAGCUAGUUUUUGCGUUUCUGGUAGAGACGGGGUUUCACCAUGUUGGCCAGGCUGGUCUUGAACUCUUGACCUCAGGUGAUCCAUCCACCUGGAUCUGGGAUUGGGGGCGUGAGCCUCCGCCCCAGCCGGCUUUGAAAUUUAAUCUCAGUUCUCAUUAGCGCUCAGGGAAGUAACAUUUGUGUCUGCACCCCGGGUAUAUUGUAUAAGUUAGUUUUACGAGUACCAUGUGGUUUAAACGUGGAAGAGUCUUCCCGGGAUAGCCCCGAUAUAAUUUGAGAACUUAGGGUUUGGCUGUGGCCGAAUCUGACCCGAGUCUCAUCCAGGCGGGCGCCUCGCACCCACGUGGUCCAUCAGACCCACUUUUCACACUCGGUUCCAGGAGUCUGGGACUGGUGGCCUAAACCUCAAGUUGAACCGAAGUGUCCUGCUUGAAGGGGGAGGGAGACCCACUUCUUUCUGUUGAUGUUUUAAUUGAAAUUUUUUCUCUCACAUCACACCGACUUUGACAUUCCUUCAGAGUUUCUGUCUGACCUCUGUCUUCCAGGUUUUGACAUUUUGCCUGUAAGUGGAUAAGGGUGAGGCUGGAUUUAUUUAAAAUGCUCUUAACCCGCAGACCAUAAGAGGGAGAUCAGCCUCGUGCGGAAUUUGCUUUAGACGGUGGGAGGUGUGUGUUUGCUGGUUGCAGAGUCAAUUAGGUGAUGAACUCGCCCGUGGCUGGGUGAAGCACCCCUUCUUCCCUGCAGCGGGGCCCUGGCUCUUCUGCGGGGGGGCUGGGGUGAGGACACACCUGUGCGUCCACCUCCAGGAGGCAGAGCCCAUUCCCUGCAGCGGGGCCCUGGCUCUUCUGCGGGGGGCUGGGGUGACGAUGCACCUGUGCGUCCACCUCCAGGAGGCAGAGCCCAUUCCCCAAAGUCUGCAUUGUUUUAGCAGGACUGUUUGUUUUUAACAAGUCACUUUUUGGGAAACCGUGAAUUCCGUUUACAGAAGUUUACUUCAUUUUACAGAGAAUCGGUUUCCGUGUUUUCCGGGAGUGAAGACAGACAUUGUGUGAAAUGCGUGCUGUCUGCGGGGUGGUGGAGGAAUCACGGGCUUAUUUUGGGGUAUUUGUGGGGGCAGUGCUGGGAGAGAAGUGGGCGUUUCCUGGCUGCGUUCACUCCCCACGUGAGUGUGGGCUCUGUCAGGUCCCCCCAGUUGGACACACCCUCAGGAGGGUUGUCAGGGAGCAUCGUGUUGGAGCCGCUGGACGUAUCUGGGGGCCGCGCCUCUGCCCUGGGACGCUGCAGGCUGGGCAGCACGGUGCUGUCUCAGGGGUCCCGUGACAGGCACAGCCUUCCGCGGCUAACGUAGACUCUGCAGCCACGAGCCUCUGGUGGGGGCUCCUGAGCUUGUUCUUCCGAAUGUGCAGACGUCCCGCCUGGGCUUCUGUUCCUGCAAACCCCCUGGCGGAUGUUCCCUGCCCGGCUGGUGAACCCAGGCUCCUCCUCCUCCCUGUCACUGCCCACUUCCCAGUCACCGGCAUCCUUGCCAAACCAAACCAGGUUGGGGGGGGCGGGUCAGCGAUCGCCGGCCUUGGGAGGGGAACAGCAUGCAUUCACGCCAUGGGUUCCGGGAGGCGCCUGUGUGACGACAGCAUGUUACACGUACUCUCACCGUGGGUCCGGGGAGCCCCGUGUGACGACAGCAUGUUACACGUCCUCUCGCCGUGGGUCCGGGGAGCCCCGUGUGACGACAGCGUGUUACACGGCCUCUCGCCGUGGGUCCGGGGAGCCCCGUGUGACGACAGCGUGUUACACGGCACACGCUCUCACUGUAGGACCCAGCGUGUACCUGGAGCGUGGCCGUGCAGCUGCCUGGCCGAGCUCUUCUUGCUGGAGCUACUCUGCCUGCGCCUGUGCCCAGGGAUUCUCGGGCCUUCUGUCCCCGGGCAACAGCAGGACAGCUCAGACCUUGUUCCCAGCCCAGGACAGCUGUGCUGCCGCAGCCCGGCCCUCCCUGCCUGGGGAGUGACUCUCCCGCUCCCCACACACUGGUUCAGCACGCAGAUGCUCCUCGUCACCUGUCCUGGUCACACAGACACUGUCCAGCGUCCCCACGGGGUCCUUCGGGCGCAGGGAGUCCUUCGGCUGUGCGUUGCAGCCUCUACUGAGGGUGCCUUCCGCCGGCCCCUGCUGCUCCGGCACCUCCUCUGUGGCCUUGACCGUGGUGUCUGGUGCUGCUGGGGUUGGGGCGAGGGUCCUUCCUGCUGGUCACCGCGCCCGGCCUGCCGUGCGCACCCUCUGCACACGCGGGGGUCCCGCCCGCGGCUGGUGUCCCCAGAGGACGUGUGACAGUUGCACGUGGCCUGUGUUCUCUGGGGACUCACGUGCACCCAU